This is a messenger RNA of Entamoeba invadens IP1, 3519 nucleotides long. RefSeq names its product protein serine/threonine kinase, putative. Gene Ontology annotation, molecular function: protein kinase activity; ATP binding. The coding region runs from base 1 to 3519 and encodes 1172 amino acids. NCBI's taxonomy places the organism in Eukaryota, Evosea, Mastigamoebida, Endamoebidae. The record is from RefSeq and is a predicted model, not a curated record. Gene Ontology annotation, biological process: protein phosphorylation. The transcript has a single exon.
AUGUUUUCAAAUAAAGUUGGUAGUCAAAUUACCAUCAAUGAAAAUUCACACGUUGAGUUGCUUGGUGCUUUUAUUUUUAAAUUAACUAAAGAUAUUUUCAAAAUAUCAAGUUCAACACAACGUAUUAAUUUUGUAUCAAAAUCGUUUGAAUUAACAAGAGAAUUUAAUGCUGAUAAUCGAAGUACAAUUCAAACCGAGAAUCUCAUUUUAACUUUGAUAGACACAUUUAAAGUCUCCACAGAGAGAACAAUCAAAGAUCUUCCACUCUUUUUUGUAUUGAACACAGUUACAAUAACUGGGUUUGCUGCUUUUCAACACGAAGGCGAUUUCGACUUUUUAUACACAAACAACACACUUGACACGACAUUGUACACAACCCCAUUCAAAGUACUUUUAGAAGGUCACCUAUUACGGUAUGGUGCUUCAAAUAAGAUAUAUUGUCAUGUAAACCACACUGAAGACACACAAGUGCCAUAUUACAUCGAAAGUUAUUGCCCACUCACUGAUGCAUACAUCACACCCAUUGACACUUUUUAUCAAAUGAAAGUCAAAGUAGAUACGCCAAAACAGAAUUCAAUUGUUAAAAGCGCAGAAAACGAAGAAAAUGUGAUUGUAAUUGGAAACCAAAAAUACGAUUUGUCACUCACUGAUUUUAUUGAGAUUGAGAUGGAAUCUGACAAACUAAUAGUUUUAGAUAAUUCUACAAUCACAAAAAACAUAUUUCUUGUUGCAGAAAAAGGGUUUGAAUACAAUAACACGUCGUGCAAGUCGGGGUACUUCCAAAACGGGAUAUUCAUCUGUCAAAAUCAUAUACCAUGUAUUGAUGGUGGUAAAACCACCGAUUGGAGAUGUGCAGCAUGUCAAGUUGUGAAUUGUGUGAUGUGUGAUGGUGACAAAGGUAAUUGUAUAAAAUGCAAAGAGAAUUUGACAUACAAUACCAAAUCAAACACAUGUGAAGAAUACACAAACUGUCUUUCAUUCACAAAAGAUAAAUGUCUUCGAUGUAAAGAUGGUUUUGUGUUUGAAGGUAACAAUUGUGUUGCCAUCACCGAAGACAACGGAAAUUGCCAGAUAAAAGUCGGCGUUCCGUCAGAGUGCAGAAUGUGUGAUAUAACAAACACGACACUGAUCAAUACCAAUAGCGUUUGCAGUGUUGUCAACAGCAAUGUUGCUGUUCACAGUCUUUCUAAUGUGGUUGAAUGCAAAAAUGGGUUUUAUGUACAAAACAACACUUGUAACGACUGCACAACCGACAACGAAGGAAGUUUGUUGUGUUCAUUCAAAACCACGGAGAAGUGUGAUGCGACGUAUUAUGUGAAAGAAGAUGGUAGUGUUUGUGUCAAAAACGAGUGCUCAAGUGGAAUAAACAACGAAGAGAAUGGGAAGUGUGCACCACAAAUAGACAACUGCGUGAAGUAUGUGAAUGGUAUAUGUGUCGAAUGUUCUUCAAAGUACUCAUAUGAUGGCGAUGCGAGUUGUGUUGACCCAUCAAAAGUUGAUGUGAACUGUGGAACAGCAACUCCGGUUGGGUGUAUCAGGUGUGAUGGAAAUACCUUCCUGAAUGUAUUGACACACAAAUGUGACACGUGCAACUCAAAUUGUGAAAGUUGUUUGAAUUCGACGAUGUGCCUGUCGUGUGUAGAUGGUUUCUUUUUGAGUGACCACAUCUGCAAAUCGAAUGACGCGUUGAAUGACACUUGUGCACGAAAGGUGCCAAAUGGGAAUGGCUGUUUGGAGUGCAAAGUUGGGUAUUACAAGAAGGGAGCUGAUUGUGCACAUUGUGAUGUAAAAUGUGGCGAGUGUCUGACAGAGAACUCAUGUAUUAAAUGCAAUGUAACAAACUACAAAACGAGUAAUGGUGAUUGUCUUCCGCGCUCUUCGAUAACGACGUGUGCCGUUGAAGUGACUGAAAGUGGUUGUUCAUUGUGUAAAGACGGGUAUUACACAGUCAAUGGAAAUGAGUGUCAGAAGUGUGUUGAAGGGUGUGCAAAGUGUUCAGAACCGACUCGGUGCACAUCGUGUGAUGACACGUUUGUACUCAAAAGCACCAUGUGUGUAAGUUAUUAUAACAUCACAAAGUGCACAAAAACAAAAGACUCAAAAUGUUCGUUGUGUACAUUUUGGUAUUCACCGAGUGACGAUGGCACGUAUUGUUCGAAGACGGCCGUGUGGUGGCUGAUACUUCUUAUAGUUGUCAUUGUCAUUUCAAUUCUCGUGUUGGUCAUAGUGUUGGUCUUCUUUGUUAUGACCAAAUUCAGUAAAUACAGAAAAGAUUCAAAUGAACUCACACUCUUCAAAUUGAAAUACACAAAUAUGACUUUUGUUGAAAUGGCAGAUGGUCUGACAAUUCACACCAAAAACGAAGGAUUUUUGAUCACAGAUGAUGACUUGGACGAAGACGAAAUUGAUGUCAACAAAGAAAUUAAAAAUCUGUUUUCUAUUGGCAACACAACACCCCACCACGUGAAGAUUCAAUUCACCACAAAAAACAUUGAGAAGUACAAUAUUAGUAUUGAGCCACAGAUAAUAACAAUUCCUCCAAAUUACGGGUGCGAGUUCAGUCUCUUUUUGACGCCACUGUGCAACUCGAAUAUGGAAAGUAGUUUUGUGAUCAAUUACGUCAUCUUCUCAAGUGACGCCAAAACAUGUACACAUCAGACGGACUUCAAGUACAUCACUAAAAUAUCAACACGACUUGAUCCAGAAAGUUUAAUUGAGGAGAAGAAACUCGGCGAAGGAUCGUUUGGUGUUGUCUUCAAAGGUAAAUUUGGAGGGAAUACAGUUGCAAUUAAGAAGAUGAAAAACGCCACCGACGCAAAAGACCAAAUGGCUGAAUUUGAGAAGGAAGUGUCAAUGCUGUCAAAAUUCCACGACGAUUAUAUCGUCCACUUCUAUGGCGCUGUAUUCAUUCCUAAAAAGAUAUGUAUGGUCACUGAAUUUGCUGAGUUUGGGUCUGUGUUGGAUAUGCUGAAAAACAAAGAAGCAAAAGACGUCGAUAUGAAACUGCGUAUCAAAUUGUGUUUAGACGCAACAAAGGGGAUGUCCUAUUUACACAAAAACGGGAUCCUCCACAGAGACAUCAAGCCAGACAACGUGUUGAUAUUCUCAUUGAACCCAAAUGAUGUUGUGAACGGCAAAUUGACUGAUUUUGGGUCGAGCAGAAAUAUUAAUAUGAUGAUGACUAAUAUGACAUUCACAAGGGGUAUCGGAACACCAAAAUACAUGGCACCUGAAUUGCUUAAUGGACAAAAAUACAAAACGCCGUCAGAUAUUUAUUCUCUUGCAAUUUCAUUCUUUGAAAUCAUUGGAUGGGCAGAACCAUUUGCUAAAAGUACAUUCAAAUAUCCAUGGGAAAUAGCAGACUUUGUUGGGAAAGGAAAUCACCUCACUUACAAUGAAAAUUUUAGCAUUGAAACACAAGAAAUGAUUAAUAAUAUGUGGGAUAUCGAACCUCAAAAGCGUAUUUUAUGCGAUGAAAUUGUGAAAAGACUCGAAACCAUUUUCUCUAAAAUUCAAUAA